UAUUUAAAGUACACUAUAUUGCCAAAAGUAUUAGGACACGCCUCCAAAUCAUGUGAUUCAGGUGUUCCAAUCCCCUCCAUAUCAUGUGAUUCAGGUGUUCCAAUCCCCUCCCAAUCAUGUGAUUCAGGUGUUCCAAUCCCCUCCCAAUCAUGUGAUUCAGGUGUUCCAAUCCCCUCCAUAUCAUAUGAUUCAGGUGUUCCAAUCACCUCCAUAUCAUGUGAUUGAGGUGUUCCAAUCCCCUCCCAAUCAUGUGAUUCAGGUGUUCCAAUCCCCUCCAUAUCAUGUGAUUCAGGUGUUCCAAUCCCCUCUAUAUCAUGUGAUUCAGGUGUUCCAAUCCCCUCCAUAUCAUGUGAUUCAGGCGUUCCAAUCCCCUCCAUGGACACAGGUGUAUACAGUC
Messenger RNA from Staurois parvus, 397 nucleotides. Lineage: Eukaryota; Metazoa; Chordata; Amphibia; Anura; Ranidae. The record is from the annotation of a GenBank genome assembly.